ACCUGGACGAAGGAAAAGAAAACGACGAACAUGAGGCACCGCUUGAAGCUGAAAAGCCACUUGAGCUCAAGCCUGAAGCGAAAUCAAAACCGCCUCGACCGCCAACAAAGGAGAAUUCAGAUUUGAUGGAUUCAUUACAUGUGGUACCAUCAUUGCAAUCUGAUGUCAGCACCGAUGCAGUGGCAGCAUUGCUGUCCGGACAUGUGCGCCAGAAUACAUUAUUCGAGUUUAAACAAAGUGAUUGAGGCCAAAACAAUUGGGCAUCGUCCCACAGUCAAACAAGAUGAUAUCAAAGCAAUUGAAUUACUAUGUAAUGUUGAUGGAAGUGGUACACCAUUCCCAGUGAGAGGAAGAGGCCAGUUGCUUGAUUAUAUUUUAAUUCCAGUGUGUCGAGAUGACAAUGAGGGCAUCACGGAAUACAAUGAACUUUUGCAUACUCAAGCAAUUGCUGUAAGCGCCUACACUACCUUGCAAUGGUAUCCUGGUGGAAUUUGUCAUGCAUUGCGGUCCUUACAGUUCCAGCAAUGGGAUCCCGGAGGUAACAUUGUCAUUAUUUGUACUCACCUUGAGUACAAGGUGAUUGUUUUGGGGGAGAGUAUUGAUACGAUCCUUUCUAAGAUGAGGUGCACAAUAGGCAACAAUUUAGGGGAUUAGCUACUCAAAGUUUGUUAUUGCUGACUCAGCCGUAUCAAAAGAGAAUAUUAGUUCAGUUGUGGAUUGGAAGGAAAAUGGUUAGAUGAGAAAAGCAUGCUAGAGGCGCAUAUAUAUUGCUCUGUUUGGAGUGUGGAGGGGAUCUUUGGGACUUGGAACUUUGGGCACCUCUCGGGUGAUUGGGAGAGUCUAGAGCCUCUAUAUUUGCUCUAGAAUUAUCUUGCAUUAUUUCUCUUUUUGUUAUAGCAUUUCCAGUUCAUUGUAUUUCCUUUUUCUUGUUAAUUUGUCUCUGAGUUGUUAUCAUUUUCAUAUUGUAAUACAGAUA
Gastrolobium bilobum is the source of this 976-nucleotide messenger RNA. RefSeq lists its product as uncharacterized. The coding region runs from base 139 to 654 and encodes 171 amino acids. The transcript has 2 exons. The record is from RefSeq and is a predicted model, not a curated record. NCBI's taxonomy places the organism in Eukaryota, Viridiplantae, Streptophyta, Magnoliopsida, Fabales, Fabaceae.